GGCCGGCCGGCAGUUUUCUCCCGCUCGAUCCCUCCCUCAUCCUCCUCGCUCGAUCAUCCGUCCUCAUCCCGCUCCUACAUCAGUUCUUGCUCCAUCGGUUCCUACUACUGUAUUGUCGAUCAUCUUCCCAAGGAGAUCUGAUAAGCUAGCAGGCAGGCAGCUAGUAGCACCGUACCGGCGCCUUGCUGGUUUGCGAUAGGUAUACAUAAUGUCGGGGAUCUCGCUGGCGGUGGCGCCGCGGUCGGACCCGAACCAUGCGUCGGAGCGGCAGCCGACGGCGAUGCUGGGCGGCGUGAUGGGCUCGCUCCGCGUGAUCGAGCUGCAGCUGGUGGCCUUCAUCCUGGUGUUCUGGGCCUCGGGCCUCGUCCCGCUCGUCGACCUCACCUUCCCCGUAGCCACCACGCUCUACCUCCUCGCCAUCUCCCGCCUCGCCUUCCCGCCGCUGCACCCCAACAACUCCAAGCAGCUCGGCGCCGCCUCCCAGCACUCCCAGCAGAUCUUCCGCGGCAGUUCAGCGUCGCCUCCCAACACACCCAGCAAGAGUAAAAAUGGGAUCCAACAGAUUUUUCAUUUGCCUAUCUUCUCUAUCUGGAUAGGCAUCCCAUGCCCCUCGAGAUGCAUUUUUGCCUCAGUACAUCCCUUCUCUAUCUCAUCUGGGCCCACCCUCUCUCCGCUCCCGAUGCACCGCGCCGGCCCCGCCAUGCUCGCCGCCGGCCCCGCCGUGCCCCGCCAUGCCCGCCGCCGGCCCCGCCGUGCCCUCUGCCGGACCAAGCUCGCACCCCGACCGCGCGCCGCCGCGCCAUGCCGCGCUGCGAGCUCCUCUCCGAUGUCUCCCCGAGCUCCAACGUUGGUGGCGGCGGUCGAAUCGGCGGUGACGGCGGCUGAAUCGGCGGCGGCGGCGACCGAAUCGGUGGUGGCAGCGGCCGAUUCGAGGCCGCGCAGCUCCUCCCUGGCACGGACCUCCGGCGGGGUUGAGCUCCCAUGGCAGGCGGGGUCGAGCUCCCCCUGGCCGGCGGGGUCGAGCUCUCCUCCCUGGCCUGCGGGUCGAGCUCCGCUCCCUGGUCGGCGGGUCAAGCUCCACUCCCCCUGGCCGACGGGGUCGAGCUCCCCCUGGCCGGCGGGGUCGAGCUCCGAUCCCCCUCGCCGGCGGGGUCGAGCUCCCCAUCGCCAGCGGUGUCGAGCUCCCCAUGGCCGGCUGGGUCGAGGUCCGCUCCCAUGGCCGGCCACGUACCACGGCGUCGACGAGCACCCCUAUUCCCGGUGAUCGAUGCGCUGCUGUGGGAGGUAGACGCGGAGGUCGAUCGAGGAGAACGGCGGCGGGUACGUCAAGCAGAGGCUGAAGAGGAGAUUUUGUUGUGCAUCUCGCGGCGGCGGGUGGACGGCAGCGUGGCGCGGCGGCGCUGACUGCAGCGGGGACGGGGAGAUAUUACUAGUCGUCUAUUGGAUCCCCAUCCAUGUAAAAGCUAAACAGAUAGGUAAAUAACUAGCUAAAUAGAAAUUUAGCUACUGUAAUUUGAAGAAACUCUUGGAGAUGAAAUGCACUAAUGAGCAUAGGCGAGGAGCGAAUGGAAAAGUUGUUGAGCAUCGUACAA
This is a messenger RNA of Panicum virgatum (switchgrass), 1592 nucleotides long. Its product is annotated as translation initiation factor IF-2-like. The transcript has a single exon. The coding region runs from base 209 to 1264 and encodes 351 amino acids. NCBI's taxonomy places the organism in Eukaryota, Viridiplantae, Streptophyta, Magnoliopsida, Poales, Poaceae. The record is from RefSeq and is a predicted model, not a curated record.